Molecule: messenger RNA, 2046 nt
Organism: Cannabis sativa
Lineage: Eukaryota; Viridiplantae; Streptophyta; Magnoliopsida; Rosales; Cannabaceae
Product: tyrosine decarboxylase 1
Exons: 1
Coding region: 550-2046 (498 amino acids)
Biological process (GO): amino acid metabolic process
Molecular function (GO): carboxy-lyase activity; pyridoxal phosphate binding
Source: RefSeq, a predicted model, not a curated record
AUGCUUUGUAUCUCGUGUAAAUGAUUACUGGAAACACUUAAAUAAUAUUCUAUAUCAGCACAUGCGUUUAUAUUAUAUAGACUAGUGCUAAUAAGAUUAUAACUAAACAUAAACAACAAUGUAACUCCACUUGUAAUACUAUAUAUUCUGUAACAUGUAAUAUAAAAACCAUACUGACUACAACUUUUUCUAAGGUCAUUUGACUCAACAACCUUAUAAUUUAUAUAAAAUUCUGGUAAUGUAAUAGGCACACAAAACGGUGUUAAAGUAUAAAAAUGAGUGGAAAGUUUCAACACUCACUCACUCGGUCAAACCUCCACUCUACUACAUCACCAACUCUCUCUAGCCUCGAAAAAAGACCGAAACUUCAUCCCACAUACUAUCAGUAUAAUAGCCUGCAUAUAAAUAUACUAACAUCACAAACCAUUUCUUCCAUCCACACAAAGAAAGAGAGUAGAGCUACCACAACUAGCAAAUCAAAGAUUCAUUUCUCUCUCUCACACACCUACAUACAACUAAUUAAUAUUCCAUUUUUAUAUCUUCAUUCAAAUGGGUAGGCUCAUCGACUUUGAUCUUCCCCAGAAUAACAUUCUUUCAAACGUAGCCGGCGGUGGCGCAAGCAAUGAUAACCCGUUGGACCCUGAGGAGUUUCGGCGCCAAGGCCACAUGGUGAUUGAUUUCAUCGCCGAUUACUACAAAAACAUCGAGAAGUAUCCCGUUCUUAGCCAAGUUGAACCGGGUUACCUCAAAAAGCGGCUCCCAACAUCAGCACCUAUGAAUCCAGAAUCUAUUGAGACGAUUCUAGGUGAUGUCCAGGACCACAUCGUUCCAGGAAUAACUCACUGGCAGAGUCCCAACUACUUUGCAUACUUCCCUUCCAGCGGAAGCAUUGCAGGCUUCCUUGGAGAAAUGCUAGCCACUGGCUUUAAUGUUGUUGGAUUCAACUGGAUGUCUUCUCCAGCCGCUACUGAGUUGGAGAGCAUAGUCAUGGAUUGGCUUGGUCAAAUGCUCAGACUCCCUAAGUCAUUUCUUUUCUCUGGAAACGGAGGCGGUGUCCUACAAGGAACCACAUGCGAGGCGAUCUUAUGUACUCUCGUUGCUGCCCGAGAUCGAACUCUCAGAAUCAUUGGAAACGACAAUAUUGGAAAGCUCGUCGUUUAUUGUUCCGACCAAACCCAUUGCGCUUUCAAGAAAGCUGCCCAGAUAGCGGGGAUUAACCCCGAUAAUUUUCGAGUCAUCCCCACAACUUUAUCGUCUUCAUUUUCCAUGUGUCCCAAAGCUUUGCGAAACACUAUAACUACUGAUGUUGAGGCUGGACUCGUUCCCAUAUUUCUACUGGCAACUGUCGGGACAACGUCCACAACUGCUGUUGACCCACUCGGACCUCUAUGUGACGUGGCAAAGGAUUACGGAAUGUGGGUCCACGUGGAUGCGGCCUAUGCUGGGAGCAUUUGCAUUUGCCCAGAAUUUCGACACUUCAUCGACGGAGUGGAAGGAGCUGACUCCUUUAGCUUUAACGCUCACAAAUGGUUCUUCACCACCUUAGAUUGUUGCUGCCUUUGGGUGAAAGACCCCGCAGCGUUGACACAAUCAUUGUCUACUGAUCCUGAAUAUUUGAAGAACAAGGCCACCGAAUCAAAGCAAGUGGUUGACUAUAAAGACUGGCAACUCGCUCUAAGCAGACGAUUCCGUUCUCUCAAAUUGUGGCUUGUGCUCCGAAGCUAUGGAGUCGAGAAACUACGUGGGUUCCUACGAAGCCAUGUGAAGAUGGCCAAGGUGUUCCAAGGUUUUGUGGAAGCUGACAACAGAUUUGAGGUUGUGGUUCCAAGGAAUUUUGCCAACGUGUGUUUCAGAAUAUCGCCUUCAGCAGUAAUGAAUAAAAGUAGUAAUGGAGUAUUGGGUGAGAUAACUAACAGUAAUGAUAUUAGUAGCCCAAGAACAAAGACAAAGAUGGGAAUGGUGAAUGAAGUGAACCAGAAAUUGAUGGAGUCGAUUAAUGGGUCAGGUGGGAUUUACAUGACCCAUUUGUUAUAUAAAUUAAUAUAA